This is a messenger RNA of Eimeria mitis, 687 nucleotides long. RefSeq lists its product as uncharacterized. Lineage: Eukaryota; Apicomplexa; Conoidasida; Eucoccidiorida; Eimeriidae. Gene Ontology annotation, molecular function: 6-phosphofructokinase activity. Gene Ontology annotation, cellular component: cytosol. Gene Ontology annotation, biological process: response to glucose; glycolytic process. The transcript is spliced from 3 exons. The record is from RefSeq and is a predicted model, not a curated record. The coding region runs from base 1 to 687 and encodes 228 amino acids.
AUGAACGGCGGCAACCCAUCUGCUCUUUCUGGCGACGACGCUGCAAUAUUCAAAUCUAUCCCGCAUACAUAUCAAGAAAAGUUUGUUGAAAUAUUCAAACCAAGCGGAAGUUUCCCGCAAAAAGCCGCCAGUUUCCCUAUUCUGAACUGCCUUGCAGCUAUGGUUGGAGAUGUGCUGAAACACCGAAAAUCCGCCGGCAGUUUCAACGGCAGUUUUGCGCCCAUUUGCUUCGAUCUGACGGACCAGGUUCGGGGCUCCAUCCCCUCUGCCUAUGACUGCAGCGUCGGCUACACGCUGGGGCUCAUGUGCGGCUGUCUCGUGACAUCUCCAGCUAUGAAGCAGCUGCCGAGCGCAGCGUUGAUGAUCAGCAACCCCAGCGCCGCCGUUGCUUCGUUCUCUCCUCUUGUAGUGCCUCUCUCCGCUGCAGCCAUUGCAUGCGGUCUGGGUGUAAAGGGCGCGGGAGCAGCAGAAAGCAGUAUUGGGACGGUCGUUGCUUCAGGUGCAUUUGACUUGCAGCUGCAUACACCCACGCAGGCUGCUGCUGCUGCUGCUCUCAGCAGCACAGUUCAGAAAGAAUUCCUACUGAAAGACACAUACUUGAACAGCGGGCCCCUUCAGUUCUGUGCUGCAGCAGGAGCAGCAGAUGCUGACAGAGUAUGCAACUUUCUGCUUAGCGCAAGAAAGUAG